GCCCCUAGGAUUCUUUCACAUUGGACCAUUUAGAAUAACAGAAAGGUCCAUCCUUCCACUAUAUACGUACACAUUCAUGUAUGUGUAUAUAAUAUAGCUUCUUCGUGAGCAAAAACCCACCAAAUAUUUCUCAUCUUUUGAAGUUCUCGAACAAGUUACAGUCCUCAAAACGAAUGGCAGCCAUGAAAGUUCAUGGAUACCCUUUGUCAACAGCUACUCAAAGGGUCCUUGCUUGCCUUUACGAAAAAGAUGUUGAGUUUCAGUUUGUUAACGUAGACAUGGUCGCUGGAGAGCAUAAAUCCCCAAAUUUCCUUCCCCUCAACCCAUUUGGUCAAGUUCCAGCUUUUGAAGAAGGGGACUUGAAACUCUUUGAAUCAAGGGCAACCACCCACUAUAUCGCCCAUGAAUACGCCGAUAAAGGGACCCAACUCUUGUUGCCGGGUUCUAACAAGACGAUGGCAGUCUUUCAAUUGUGGAAGGAAGUUGAAGCUCACCAGUUCGACCCUCCAUCGACGAAGCUAGUCUUUGAGCUGCGUUACAAGCCCCAUUUUGGGAUGACCACCGACACGGCGGUUGUGGAAGAAUACGAAGCUAAGUUUGCCAAAGUUUUAGAUGUGUACGAGGCUCGUUUGGCUGAGUCCAAGUACUUGGCUUGUGACCACUUCACCUUGGCCGAUCUGCAUCACCUCCCUACUGUUCAGUACUUGUUGGGGAGCUCGGCCAAGAAGCUGUUUGAUUCGCGGCCACAUGUGAGCGCUUGGGUGGCUGAUAUCACUGCAAGGCCAGCUUGGAGCAAGGUGAUGGGUAUGCUGAAACAGUAAACACUUGGGGUACAACAAUUAGUAUUGAAUGAAUAAAGGCAGGGGUGUAAACGUUUGCAGUUUGGUUUCAAUGUUGUGCGUCUCUCGUUUGUUGAAAUUACAAGUCUCCUGUCCUAAUCAUUGUGUCUCGAAUCAUUACUAAAAGAGAUCAAAAUCGAGGACUUGGGGAUGCAAUAUAAGAAGCUAUUUUGUAUUGAACGAAUAAUGUUUGAUUUUAA
Molecule: messenger RNA, 1039 nt
Organism: Gossypium raimondii (Peruvian cotton)
Lineage: Eukaryota; Viridiplantae; Streptophyta; Magnoliopsida; Malvales; Malvaceae
Product: glutathione S-transferase F6
Exons: 3
Coding region: 174-821 (215 amino acids)
Cellular component (GO): cytoplasm
Molecular function (GO): glutathione transferase activity; glutathione binding
Source: RefSeq, a predicted model, not a curated record